This is a messenger RNA of Brienomyrus brachyistius, 1059 nucleotides long. RefSeq lists its product as uncharacterized. The coding region runs from base 86 to 754 and encodes 222 amino acids. Gene Ontology annotation, molecular function: adenine phosphoribosyltransferase activity. The record is from RefSeq and is a predicted model, not a curated record. The transcript is spliced from 5 exons. NCBI's taxonomy places the organism in Eukaryota, Metazoa, Chordata, Actinopteri, Osteoglossiformes, Mormyridae.
GCCCGCACCAUGCAACAAACUUUCCAUUCCCUCCCCUUUCAGUUCAUUCCUUUCCAUCGAGCUCAGCCGCCCUCUUGGACUCUCCAUGGACGCGCUGGCCGUGCCAGAAGACCGGCCGAGAGGCUGGUAUCUUUCGCUUAUGGCUCCCAACACCAAGGGUCCCAGGUUCGCUUGGCUGGACCCAUCUCGGCUUUAUUGCAACCACCAGGCUCUCUCCGACUGUGUGACAGACCUACUUCAGCCUUUCCAAAACACGUCCAUCGAUCUGGUGGCCGGGAUCGAUGCCAUGGGGUUCAUUCUAGGCUCAGCCAUAGCCACCCGCUUGGGGAAGGGCUUCCUGGCUAUCAGGAAGGCAGGUCACCUCUGCGUGCAGACGAAGGAGCAGGCCUACAAGGACUACUCCAGCUGCCAGAAGCUCAUGGAGGUGCGUCUGGACGUGCUGAGAGCAGGCCUGAAUGUGCUGCUCGUGGACCAGUGGAUCGAGACCGGAGGCACCAUGAAGGCGGCCAUCACCCUGGUGGAGAAGUUAGGCGCCACCGUCGUUGGUGUAGCCGCCAUCGCCAUCGAAAACAGCAAUGGGGGGCGUUGGAUCAAAGACAACUACACAUCGUCACACUGUGUCCCGGAUGAGCUGCAAGCCCAGAUUGACAGGCAGGACCUGGACUCCUUCAAGAGCUUUGGCAGCAGGGGCAGUGCCAGUGGCCCAGAGGGCAUGUCUUCUCCUGUGGGUGGGAACCUGAUCUCCACAUUAUGAGCUAGAAUGUUCACCAAAUCUGCUCAGCUUCCUGCUAGGAUUUUACCUUGAGAUUCCAUUCUAUGCGUUGCCUGUACUUCCUCAAAGUGACAGUAAGGGGGCACUGUUGAUGCUCUGCAAAUCUGCAUCAUCCUCUACGUUAGCAGUCUGCGGUCCUGUUCUGUGACUGUUUUGGAGGCAGUGAACUUCUGCUCACCUUGGUCCUACUGCAUUUAUUCCAUUAACUAGCGGGAAGUCUGUUUCUUAUUAAACAAUGUAACAUGGUUGUCUUUGCAAAAUUAAAUAUGCCAUUUUUUCAGUGAUAA